AUGGUGUACCUGAUCUUCGUAUUUCUAAGCCUGCUGGUACUGGAAUCGAUCUACUUCGUGGACUGCACUGUCACGGUUCAGUUGGAACGGUUCGAGCAGCGGCAGAUUGGAUUCCAUAUGGCAAACUUUUCCGCACUUCGGGUACGCAAGUUCAAUCGAACCACCUGGGUACUGGAUGGAGAGGGCGAAUUAUUCGUAGACUUAACCGACGAGUAUCAAGCAUCGGUGACAUUUGCGCACAGCCCACUGGGCAAUAACCAGUGGAACGAAUAUCCCAUGAAGAUAUCCAAGGACAAGUUAUGCAAUGUAUUCAACGGAUCGUACAAGGAAUACCAGCCGUACUUCAUCGAUUACACUAAUAUGCCGCGUGUGGAGGAAGAGUGGGUAUGUCCUUUUCCGAAAGGACAGUACUGGGUGCGAGACUUGGCUCCCGAUGGGUCCUUCAUACCGAGUGUUGUUCCAGCUGGAUAUUGGAGGUUUACAGGUUCGAUAUUUGAUGCCAGUGAUGAAAUUGUACUUCAGUUUAUUGCGUUUAUGAGGGUAAAAAAAGGAUAUUUGUGA
This is a messenger RNA of Topomyia yanbarensis, 561 nucleotides long. RefSeq lists its product as uncharacterized. Bases 1 to 561 code for a protein of 186 amino acids. The transcript has a single exon. The record is from RefSeq and is a predicted model, not a curated record. Lineage: Eukaryota; Metazoa; Arthropoda; Insecta; Diptera; Culicidae.